CCAGCGCACAUCUAGAAGGGAGAGAAGGAGGCGAUGGACGUCGGAAUCGCACCUUCUGAGCCGGCUUCUCGCUUCUUCAGAAGGGAGUUCGAGAAGACGCCCAGCCCCGAGAAGGAGGUCCUGCACCAGGACCAGGACGACGAGUCCUUCGCCGACGAGUCCUUCGCCGACGAGCUGUUGGGCUUCCUCGACAAGGAGGAGCAGGACCCGAGCCGCGUCGAGCUGGUGCUGGACCUCACUUACCUGGGUCUGGCGGACAAGGAGGAGGAGUCGUACGCCGACGAGGUGGAGGAGAUCGAGAAGCGCACGGCCGGAGCGACCGUGGGCCUCCCCCAGUUCCGUACAGAUGAGGACGGGAAGCUGAUGGAGCUGGUGAGCCACAAGUACAUCCGCGCGCUCAUGAAGUCGCCGCCUCCUUCCAAGCCGCUAUCGGACUACAGCAUCGAGGCCCUCAAACGCACGGGGAUCACGGACGAGGAGGAGCUCGAGACGGUGGCGAGGGGGUUCCGGGCCAUGCAGAGCGCGCGGGACACGCAGAACGACAUCAUCCGGCAGUACCGCGCCCAGGGCUACGCCUACGUCGCGCUCCCAGCUAUACGCGAUGGAGAUGAUUAGCUCAUGCCUACUACCAGUGUAUGAUGAAUCGAGGAUUGCUGCUGGUCUGCGACCAUAAGUUAUUACUAUUACUACCAUAUUAUUAUUGCUAUUAUGCUAGCACUCUGUGUUAUUGAAACUGUGUUGAACACUCUUGUGUUAUUCAACAUGUAUGUGCUCCGUUGCUUCAUCAAAGAGAUGCAUUUUCCCUUGGUUUAAUGAAUAACCGAGCAUUA
Molecule: messenger RNA, 830 nt
Organism: Lolium rigidum
Lineage: Eukaryota; Viridiplantae; Streptophyta; Magnoliopsida; Poales; Poaceae
Exons: 2
Coding region: 34-615 (193 amino acids)
Source: RefSeq, a predicted model, not a curated record